GUAUGGAUUUGGAUAGAAAGUGAUUUAUGCUCUUAAUCAAGAACCAUUCUUGAUUUAUUUUUUUUUUUAGUGUUUUUCUUCUUCAUCAAUGUCCACCUUCUGAUUUUCAAGAAUCCAUUUUUAUUCGACUGGUUUCCAUGGCUUUACCUCAAAUCUUACCUUCCCCUUCUUCUUCUUCUUUCACUCACAAACCCCAUUUAAACCCCAGUAAUUUUUUCUUAAUCCCUCAAUCUAAUUACCCCCAAUGUCAGUUUUCCCCUCAAUCAUUACUCCAACGCCGGCGCCGGCGUAACUCGAACAGUAUCCGAUGCUCUGCUUCGUCCUUCCCGGAGAAGCACCACACUGGUUCACCUAAAUCCGACGACGUCGUUGAGCUACCCCUUUUCCCUCUUCCUCUCGUUCUCUUCCCUGGAGCUAUUCUCCCGCUCCAAAUCUUCGAGUUUCGUUACCGGAUAAUGAUGCAUACCCUUCUCCAAACUGACCUCCGUUUUGGGGUUAUUUACUCUGAUAGCGCCACCGGAACCGCCGACGUCGGCUGCGUUGGAGAAGUCGUCAAGCACGAACGGCUGGUGGAUGACCGGUUUUUCUUAAUCUGUAAAGGGCAGGAGCGGUUUCGGGUCAAUAAACUAGUCCGGUCUAAACCGUAUUUGGUUGCAGAGGUGACGUGGCUGGAGGACCGGCCGUCGGCGAAUGGGGAGGAUGACGUGGAGGGUUUGGCGAAUGAGGUGGAGAGUUAUAUGAAAGAUGUGAUUCGUUUAUCAAACAGAUUGAAUGGGAAACCGGAAAAGGAGGCAACGGAUUUGCGAAGGAAUUUGUUUCCAACGCCAUUUUCGUUCUUCGUUGGAAGUACGUUUGAAGGAGCGCCAAGGGAACAACAAGCAUUGCUUGAAUUAGAAGAUACCGCGAUGAGAUUGAAGAGGGAGAAGGAGACUUUGAGGAAUACUUUGAACUAUCUAAGUGCUGCUUCUGCUGUGAAGGAUGUGUUUCCAUCUUCCUGAUGAAAGAAUGUGUAAGAAUUUUUGAAGCUGAAUUACCUAAAGGAGGUGUUGACUUGUUAGGUUACUAUGGUUUCUGUAAUGUAUACACAGUGAUGAAUUGUCUUAUGAAUAUGUAAAUUUUGAUGCCUAAUACUAGUUCCACAAGGUUUUAAUA
Solanum dulcamara is the source of this 1152-nucleotide messenger RNA. RefSeq lists its product as uncharacterized. The record is from RefSeq and is a predicted model, not a curated record. The coding region runs from base 138 to 998 and encodes 286 amino acids. The transcript has a single exon. NCBI's taxonomy places the organism in Eukaryota, Viridiplantae, Streptophyta, Magnoliopsida, Solanales, Solanaceae.